GGAAUGUGCCCUGUUGUAUUUCGAGUCCUUAAAUAUACUGAACAUUUUGAAGAUGUUAUAGAAGCAGGAAUGGCAUCUCCUGAAAACCCCGAGCAGCUGAUCAUUGCCCUGGAACCCGAGGCUGCCUCUAUCUACUGCCGAAAGCUCCGACUGCACCAGAUGAUAGAACUGAGUAGCAGGGCGCCUGUCAAUGGUUACAGCCCAAGUGACACCAUUGGAACUGGAUUCACACAGGCCAAGGAACACAUCCGUCGUAACCGACAGAGUCGUACCUUUUUGGUGGAAAAUGUCAUAGGAGAGAUCUGGUCUGAACUGGAGGAAGGUGACCGCUACAUCGUUGUAGACAGUGGAGGAGGCACAGUGGAUAUAACUGUCCAUCAGAUCAGGCUCCCUGAAGGACAUCUUAAAGAGUUAUACAAGGCAACAGGUGGGCCGUAUGGUUCUCUAGGUGUGGACUAUGAAUUUGAGAAGCUCCUGUGUAAAAUAUUUGGAGAAGAUUUUAUUGAACAGUUUAAAAUCAAGCGUCCUGCUGCCUGGGUAGAUCUGAUGAUAGCAUUUGAGUCCCGUAAACGGGCAGCAGCUCCAGACAGGACCAAUCCACUAAACAUCACUCUACCUUUCUCCUUCAUUGACUAUUACAAGAAGUUUCGAGGUCACAGUGUAGAACAUGCCUUGAGGAAAAGCAACGUGGACUUUGUGAAGUGGUCCUCCCAGGGAAUGCUGAGGAUGAGCCCGGAUGCAAUGAAUGCUCUUUUCAAACCUACAAUUGACCAGAUCGUUCAGCACCUUAGUGACGUGUUCGAUAAGCCAGAGGUGACCAAUGUCAAGUUCCUGUUCCUGGUGGGCGGCUUCGCCGAGUCCCCCUUACUCCAGCAAGCCGUGCAGAGCGCGUUUGGUUCGAGGUGCCGGGUCAUCAUCCCUCAGGAUGUGGGGCUGACUAUCCUCAAAGGAGCUGUCCUCUUCGGCCUAGACCCUGCCGUCAUCAAAGUGCGGCGCUCCCCUCUCACCUACGGCGUGGGCGUGCUCAAUCGCUUCGUGGAGGGCAGGCACCCCCCGGAGAAGCUCCUCGUCAAGGACGGCACGCGCUGGUGCACCGACGUCUUUGACAGGUUCAUCUCGGCCGACCAGUCCGUGGCCCUGGGAGAAACUGUGACGCGCAGCUACACGCCUGCCAAGCCCUCCCAGCUGGUCAUAGUGAUCAAUAUCUACAGCUCUGAGCAGGAGAGUGUGGGCUUCAUCACCGAGCCCGGGGUGAAGAAGUGCGGCACCCUGCGCCUGGAUCUCACGGGGACUGAUGCUGCUGUGCCAAACCGGCGGGAGAUCAAAACCCUCAUGCAGUUUGGGGACACUGAAAUCAAAGCCAUGGCCAUUGAUGUUGCCACCUCUAAAAGUGUCAAAGUUGGUAUUGAUUUCUUAAACUACUAACAGCCCGUUUUCCC
Merops nubicus (carmine bee-eater) is the source of this 1439-nucleotide messenger RNA. It is a transcript of the gene HSPA12A, whose product is annotated as heat shock 70kDa protein 12A. The record is from RefSeq and is a predicted model, not a curated record. Lineage: Eukaryota; Metazoa; Chordata; Aves; Coraciiformes; Meropidae. The annotation marks the transcript as partial. The transcript is spliced from 7 exons.